AUGUCUCGCAGAGUCACACGUUCUUCUGCGAGGCUCGCAGCGGAGACUGCCGCACCAGACCCUUCCAUCGAUCAGUCCACCAAUCCGCCUCCGUCCACCUCUCGGAAACGAAAAGUAUCAAGCCGUCGAACUUCCGAUCCUGUUGAUCAAUCUGACGAAAUAAGCCCUGCAUCUGCCCGACGAGGUGGCAAGAGACAAAAGUUGACGGACUCUGAGAGCGCGGUUCCUCAACCCAGCUCGAAAAGUAGUCGGAGGAAGGGGCCAGCAAACGAGACGGAAAUGUCUAACAAUGGUUCAUCUUCAAAAUAUACCGACGAAUCACUCAAACAGACUUCUUCCAAAUCAGCUUCAAGACGCCCAUCCAGUCGAGGCACCAAAAAGAGCCCAUCAGGUAUUCCACGUUCGAUCAAUCAGGGCGAAUCCGUGCUAACAAUAUCUAAAGACGUUUCACCUCCUGGGUCCGUGCCUGCACCUCGCCGACAGAAGAAACCUCUGGCCAGAAGAGACCAGGAUGUCGCCAUGAAAGACGAUGAGGAAGAGAACGAGAAGGCUGGAAGAGACACAACGUCACCACCCAAUCGAACGAACGACGAUAGCAUCGACGAGGACGACCAGAGCGGUAUGGAUGAUGACGAUGGUCCUGACCCCUUCUCCGCAGCCUUGUUUGGCUCGAGUCGUGGCCCCUCGGGUCUUUCGAGCACACUAAGAGCGCUGAGCGGAAUGAUGAGCGGCAUGUCAUCAAGACUCAGAGAUAUACUGAACAACCUUCGACAAGUUGAUAAUCCGACCAUGCAGAUGGUGGCUCUGGAAGAACUGUCGAAUCUCUUACUUGUGUCGAAUGAAGACAACCUAUCUGGCCAAUUCUCCCCGGAUCCUUACGUCAAGGAAUUAGUGGCCCUCAUGCAGCCAAAUCCUCUUACGGGAGAAGAAAAUCCUGAAAUGAUGCUGUUGGCCUGCCGAUGUAUCGCCAACUUGAUGGAAGCGAUGAGAGGAUCUGUGGCCAAUGUGGUCUAUGGCGGGGCCGUUCCUGUCCUGUGCCAAAAGUUGCUUGAUAUCCAGUACAUCGAUGUUGCCGAGCAGGCCUUGAGCACGUUGUCCAAAAUCUCCGUCGACUUUCCCGGGUCGAUAGUCCGCGAAGGCGGCUUAACUGCCUGCCUACAAUUUCUUGACUUCUUUGCCACGGGCACACAGCGAACGGCUGUCACCACAGCAGCGAACUGCUGUCGAAAUAUCCCACAUGAUUCUUUUCCUGUUAUCCGAGAUGUCAUGCCAAUUCUCCUCAACGUCCUGUCCAGCCACGACCAAAAGGUCGUCGAGCAGGGCUGCCUUUGUGUCACAAGAGUUAUCGAUAGCUUCAAACACAGUCCGGACAAGCUCGAGCAACUGGUCGAUCCACCACUGCUCCGAGCUAUUCUUGGGCUUCUCCUUCCAGGCACUACAAAUCUGAUUGGGGCCAACAUUCACACAGAAUUCCUUCGGGUGCUAGCAAUCGUUGCUCGGGCAAGUCCGCGCUUGUCCACUGAGCUUCUGAAGAUGAAUGUGGUCGACACAUUGUAUCAAAUCCUCACAGGCGUUUCUCCUCCGUCCGAAACUACUGAUGCUGCCUCCAAAAUCGACAGUGUUGUCAUAAUGCAAGCUCUCAUUCAUAGACCUCGAGAACAGGUGUUCGAGACCCUCAACGUCAUCUGCGAGCUCCUCCCAGCUCCCAAAUUUGAAGACGACUCUGCUUUUGAUGUGUAUGAUGAUAUGGACGAUGACUUUUCUGGCGAUGGUGACACGACAACAGAAUCUUCGCGAACGGAACAACGAAUCAAGUUGCUCGAAGGCUGCAAGGACAAAACCCGUAGAUUUGCCAUGAUCCUACUUCCGACAUUGACGGAUGCCUAUUCUAGCACUGUCAACUUGACUGUUCGACAAAAGGUUCUCGUCGCUCAGCUGAAAAUUCUCUCCAACCUCGAAACUUCUAUCAUCGAGGAUGCACUUCGACCAGUUCCAUAUGCAUCAUUCCUCGCCUCUAUCUUGUCCCAGGAAGAUCACCCAAGCUUGGUUAUGUUCGCACUGCAAGCAUCAGUUCUCCUUUUUGAUAAACUUGAAGGAAUCUAUCAGUAUCAAUUCCAUCGAGAGGGCGUUAUCAGCGAGAUUAAGAAACUUGCCAGCAGAAACCUCGAAAAAGAUAGCAAGCCCUCGCAAAAUUCAACAAUUGGGACCAGUGGCGAGGCUGGAAACAGCUCAGAAGCGAAGAAUGCUUCAAGUGCACAGAAUGUCACAGGCGAUGAGGCUGAUCACGACGAGGACGAGGACGAGGGUGACGAAGAAGACGUCGACGAAGACGAAGAGGACGGUGGAGAUGACGAAGGAGAGAAUGAUGAAGAUCAAGAUGAAGAUGAGAUGGCUGCCAGACAUGAUCACGACAUGGAUGAUUCUCAGAGCUCAGAUUCCUCAGACGACAAUGAGCUGACCACUCCACUGACAGCCUCGGGACUCUCUGACUUGGUUAUCAUGACAGCGAAGAACUUCUUGGAAAAAUACGAUACAGCCAAGGGUAAAGAAAUGAAGGAAAAAGCAUCCAAGAUACGGGAGGAUCUACAUACACUGGCGACUGACAUCAGUUCUUAUUAUCAGCAAGAAACCCAGACCGACUCCAGUAACGAGUUAUUUACACGCCUCGCCCGUUAUUUCGACGGGGACGCUCUUGAGAGCAUCACAAGCUCAGAGUUGCUAGACUCCGGUGUCAUCCGUGCUCUAGUGGAAGCCUUGUCGAGAGACGCACCAGGAAGCCCCAGCGCGGCCAGAACACACUUCAUCUCAGCAUUCAUGAAGUCAAUUAAUGACGCAAAGCUCAAGACGACUGCCGCUUCAUCAACGCCUACCGCUUUGAGCGUUUUAAUCCAGAAGCUUCAAGAUUUGCUCAGUCGUGCCGAGCAUUUCGAGGUAUUGACAGUCAACAACAACGCCUCCGAAAACAGCCGGAGUAGUUCAACCUCCAUGCUCUCUCGCCAGCUACGGUUGAGGCUCUCUGCAGAACCUGAUAGCGACAUACCAACCACGUAUCGCGAAAUGAUUGUCUCUAUCCAUGCUAUCGCUACGUUCAAGGCUUUGGAUGACUAUUUACGUCCGCGUUUCAAUGUCUCCGAGCGACCUGCCUCGGCCCAGCGUCGUAGAGACAUGCUACAGCAACUUGCCAAUGCCCGCCUUGCACAUCUGUCAGGAGCUGCCGAAUCGGGAUUGCUGUCGCCUUUUGGACAAGACCUGGGGUCUCCGGUACCUCCGGGUGGACGAGAUUCUCGAUCUGCAUCUCGCCUGUCUUCCCGAACCAAGCAUCGCUCUGAAGACAAUGAGAAGCCUACGGAGAAGACGACAGCUGAACCGCCCAAGAAUCAGCGGUCAAAUCGACGGAGCCAGGCCUCCUCAUCUAAACAACAAGCUCACGCUCCAGAGCCAAGUACUGAAGAGGAGACAAACAAACUUGAAUGCGCGGACGAGAAAGUGCUGGACGAUGAGGAGACUGCCGGAGAUGAAGACGAGAAGGCCUUGGCGGCUUUCGUUGAUGGGUUGGAAGAGGACAUGUCUGAUGAGGAUAUGCCUGAACCUGGAGCUGUUAACAUGGAAGUCGGAUCUACUGGAAAGGUCACAGCUCGUCAAGAAGACGGGACCAGAGUCUAUACUCCGCAACCAGGAACCCCGGUUUCGGGAACAACGCGACCUCCGUCUUCAGGACAGUCACCAGGACCAUCGCCAGCUGCGGGCGUUCGCCAGUCGUACGCAGCAGCGCUGGCUGCUACCCCGCAAGAUUGGCACAUUGAGUUUAGCAUCGACGGAAAAGCAAUCCCCAAUAACACUACGAUCUACCGAGCGGUCCACCACAACCGUGACCAGCCACGGGAUCCAUCGUCUCGCAGUGUCUGGUCUGCAAUUCAUACCGUGAAAUUCCGGAAGGUUCGUGGUCCUCCUCCUGAGACAUCGACCUUAUCUUCGGCGCAUGACACGGGAAAGCAGGGCCGCGAUGGUCUGCCGGCGUCUUUGGAUGGUCACCCUGUGACUUCGUCGAUCCUUGCUUUGCUCCGAAUCCUGCACGAGCUGAAUGCAAACCUGGACGAGAUCAAAGAAGCCAUGGGUGAGACGGGCACUGAAGUCUACAAAGAGCCACUUGCAUCAUUCAUCAACACUAAGCUCACUGCGAAGAUGAACAGACAACUUGAAGAACCGUUGAUUGUGGCUAGCAACUGUCUGCCUGACUGGAGUGAAGAUCUUGCAAGAUCGUUCCCAUUCUUGUUUCCUUUUGAAACUCGACAUCUAUUCCUACAGUCAACCUCGUUUGGAUACUCGCGGUCCAUGAUUCGUUGGCAGAACAACCAGUCCGAGAACGAUGAUCGUCAAGACCGGCGUCGGGAUGAGCGGCCUAUUCUUGGUCGACCUCAGCGGCAGAAGGUCCGCAUCUCGCGUCAUCGUAUCUUGGAGUCUGCUAUGAAGGUCAUGGACAUGUAUGGCGCCUCUCCAAGCGUCUUGGAAGUCGAGUAUUUCGAGGAGGUCGGUACUGGUCUCGGUCCAACACUCGAGUUUUAUUCGACUGUCUCUAAAGAGUUUUCCAAAAAGAAGUUGAAGAUGUGGAGAGAAAACGACUCUGCGGAAACAGACCAGUUUGCUUUUGGAAGAAUGGGCCUCUUCCCAGCUCCUAUGAGCCAGGCAGAUGCUCACACAGAUGCAGGCAAGAAGCUGUUAUUGCUUUUCAAAACUCUUGGAAAGUUUGUGGCUAGAUCGAUGCUCGACUCGAGAAUCAUCGAUAUCUCUUUUAGCCCGACAUUCUUUCGAGUGGGUGGGAUUUCCAACGUGCCGCCGUCGAUUGGCUUGUUGCGAACUGUCGACCAGGAUCUCGCAAACUCUCUGUCACAAUUACAGCACUAUGUGAAAGCCAAGACGAAGAUCGAACUCGAUUCAUCUUUGACAGAGCUGGAAAAGGCAGAGGCAAUACAGAACCUCACCAUUCGAGGGGCCAAGGUGGAGGAUUUGAUGCUUGACUUCACUCUUCCCGGCUACCCGAGCAUUGAGCUGUGCGAAAACGGCUCUGAUAUUAAUGUUACCAUGGAAAAUGUGCAAGACUACAUUGACCGUGUGCUGGAUCUGAGCCUAGGACGAGGAGUGCGGUCACAGAUCGAGGCAUUCCAGACGGGAUUUUCGCAAGUGUUUUCUUUCGCCACUCUCCAAGCUUUCACACCGGAUGAGUUGGUCAUGCUAUUUGGGCGUGUUGAGGAAGACUGGUCGAUGGAGACCCUGACGGACUCUGUCAAAGCUGAUCAUGGCUUCAACAUGGAUAGCAAGAGUGUCAAGAAUCUCUUGCAGACAAUGUCGGAGCUCAAUCCGGCUCAACGAAGAGACUUCCUGCAGUUUGUGACGGGCAGUCCGAAGCUUCCUAUCGGCGGAUUCAAGAGUCUUACCCCAAUGUUCACCGUCGUGUGCAAGCCAAGUGAGGCUCCUUACACUUCGGAUGACUAUUUGCCCAGUGUCAUGACUUGUGUCAACUAUUUGAAAUUGCCAGACUAUAGCAGUCAAGCUGUGCUGAAGGAAAGACUGUUUGUUGCUAUUCGAGAAGGACAGGGCGCUUUCCACUUGUCCUAA
Messenger RNA from Exophiala spinifera, 5613 nucleotides. RefSeq lists its product as uncharacterized. Gene Ontology annotation, molecular function: ubiquitin protein ligase activity. Gene Ontology annotation, biological process: protein polyubiquitination; proteasome-mediated ubiquitin-dependent protein catabolic process. Lineage: Eukaryota; Fungi; Ascomycota; Eurotiomycetes; Chaetothyriales; Herpotrichiellaceae. Gene Ontology annotation, cellular component: nuclear speck. The record is from RefSeq and is a predicted model, not a curated record. The transcript has a single exon. The coding region runs from base 1 to 5613 and encodes 1870 amino acids.